AUGGAUGAUGAUGAUGAUGAUGAUGAUGAUGAUGAUGAUGAUGAUGAUGAUGAUGAUGAUGAUGAUGAUGAUGAUGAUGAUGAUGAUGAUGAUGAUGAUGAUGAUGAUGAUGAUGAUGAUGAUGAUGAUGAUGAUGAUGAUGAUGAUGAUGAUGAUGAUGAUGAUGAUGAUGAUGAUGAUGAUGAUGAUGAUGAUGAUGAUGAUGAUGAUGAUGAUGAUGAUGAUGAUGAUGAUGAUGAUGAUGAUGAUGAUGAUGAUGAUGAUGAUGAUGAUGAUGAUGAUGAUGAUGAUGAUGAUGAUGAUGAUGAUGAUGAUGAUGAUGAUGAUGAUGAUGAUGAUGAUGAUGAUGAUGAUGAUGAUGAUGAUGAUGAUGAUGAUGAUGAUGAUGAUGAUGAUGAUGAUGAUGAUGAUGAUGAUGAUGAUGAUGAUGAUGAUGAUGAUGAUGAUGAUGAUGAUGAUGAUGAUGAUGAUGAUGAUGAUGAUGAUGAUGAUGAUGAUGAUGAUGAUGAUGAUGAUGAUGAUGAUGAUGAUGAUGAUGAUGAUGAUGAUGAUGAUGGAUGA
Dicrocoelium dendriticum is the source of this 561-nucleotide messenger RNA. The record is from the annotation of a GenBank genome assembly. Lineage: Eukaryota; Metazoa; Platyhelminthes; Trematoda; Plagiorchiida; Dicrocoeliidae.